Bactrocera neohumeralis is the source of this 819-nucleotide messenger RNA. RefSeq lists its product as uncharacterized. The transcript has a single exon. The record is from RefSeq and is a predicted model, not a curated record. Bases 1 to 819 code for a protein of 272 amino acids. Lineage: Eukaryota; Metazoa; Arthropoda; Insecta; Diptera; Tephritidae.
AUGUCUCUUGAACACUCCAAACGCAAACGUGCUAAUAUAAAACGCAAUAUAUCACGCAUUAAAUCUAUAGUUGAGGGAUCAAAAGACUUUGAUGAAAAGCCUUCACAUGCGGAGUUGCAAUGCCGACUGGGAAUACUAGAGUCAUACUUUAAACAAGCACUCUCAGUUCAAGCUGACAUUGAAGAUUUGGAUCCAUCAGACACAGGUCGCGCAGAUUUAGAGGAUAGCUAUGUCACAGCCAAACUUUGCAUUCAAGCACAACUUGGGGACGAAGGAAACGUUACAAUUAAUUACCCCGAGACAACAGCUCCAACACCUGUUUCCACGCCAUCAUUCUUGCCAAGGUUGUCGCUGCCUAUUUUCAGCGGGAAUUAUGCAGAAUACAAAAACUUUAUUGCAUCUUUUACUCAACUUGUCGCUCGGGAACCUAGACUUUCCAAUAUAGAACGAUUUAAUUAUUUGUUGUCGUGUCUUAAAGGUUCAGCCCUGGAAACCGUAAGAGCCUUCCAGGUAACCAGCGAAAACUACCCGAAAGCUUUAGAUAGACUCAGGGAACGCUUCGAUAAUCCCACUCUGAUUUUUUUGGAAGGAAUUACCUCCUUAUUUACGCUGCAAACAGCCGAUAAAUCAAACUAUCAACAAUUGCGUAGUUUGAUUGACAAGGCAUCAGCUAUAUUCAGUUCGUUAGAAUCGUUGGGCACGAGCUCCAACAUCGCACAAGCAAUGCUGAUUUACAUUGUCAUUGGAAAAUGUGAUCAGCAAACUCGCAACAAAUGGAAUGAAUCGCUAGACUACAAAUCGCUUCCAACUUGGAUAUAA